Messenger RNA from Acaulospora colombiana, 2478 nucleotides. NCBI's taxonomy places the organism in Eukaryota, Fungi, Glomeromycota, Glomeromycetes, Diversisporales, Acaulosporaceae. The record is from the annotation of a GenBank genome assembly.
AUGCUGCCUUCUAAUGCUUUAAAGCGCACGCGCAUUUCCGAAACAGACGAACACCACUAUUUACCAUCUCAACUGCAAAGUUUCCAACAACACCAGCAGCAAACACAACAACUCUUCAAGCCCCCUCAACAGAAUAAAAUGGAAAGACAGUUAUACCAACAACCGCAACAACAGCAGCAGCAACAGCAAAAACCACAACAACAAAAACAACAACAAAAGCAACAUCAGCAACAGCAAAAUCAAUUAUUUGAAGACUUUAGUUCCCCCCUCCAAAAAUUUCCCGUGACUCCUCCAAAUAUAGAAUCUCUAUCUGCCAAACGGUCUAAUGAGUCCGAAGAGCCUAUAACCGAGCAAGAGGUUCAGCGAAUCGAGAAAGUAGUCAAUGCCUUGAUAGAAUCAAUACUCCCCGCAAAAGCCCAGCAGGCGAAGGACGUUGCCACGAAUAUUAUCAAUAAUUCUCUUUCUUCGCGCUCUGCAAACUCUUCUCCAACACCCAAGGAUAAAACUGAUAGCAAUGAAAACGAAAAUUCAAUCGUCCUCAAGUUUCCAAUACUCGCUGAACCGAGCUCAGAGGUGAAGCCAUUGAAUUCUCCUUUGGGAAAUGUUCUCAAUCACACAUUUCCCAAUUCAUUGGUGGAACUGGUGGAAAAACUUAACAAGAUGUCGAUUAAUCCAGCUAGCCUAGAGCUUUUAAAUCCAAAUUCAAAUGUUUCCUCGACUUCCGCAUUUCCAACAAACAAUCCGUCCUCUCAAUCCUCCUCUUCCGUACCACCACCACCCCCCUCCGAAGAACUUAUCAGGCAACUGAUUAAUGAUUAUUUUAAUCGCUUCAAUGUUAUGAUUCCUAUCAUCGAUCGACGAAAAUUCCAAGACCAACUUACCAAGAAUAAAUCGAAUCAUACAACGUUGCUGAUGAAUUCAGUCUUAGCUGUUGCUGCAAGGUUUUCCGACGAUCCCUCAAUACAAAAAAGCCCUGAAAAACCGGGCGGAAUAUUUUUUGACGCUGCAAAGAAACUGUUGGAUGACAUGUAUGACACUCCAAAGUUGGAAACUCUUCAGGCAUUGUUGCUCUUAAGUAGCUCCGAGGUUAGUGUGAAACGUAUAAAUAGUUCUACCAUAUUCCUCGGCAUGGCUGUUCAAAUGGCCCACUCGUUAAACCUUGGACGUAGUGAAUCCACCUUGUUGACUGAGGAAGAAGAAGAAAAUCGAAGGGCAAUCACAAUUCCCAUUGUAAGAUGGGUUUCAUUCAUGUUAGGAAAACCUUCCUUGAUUGACGACAUCAACAUCAACACUCCUUUGCCGACAUUAACCUCAUUCGAAGUUUCAACAAGGAGCUUCUUCGUUUCAUGGAUAAAAUUAUCACGUAUUCUUGGCGAAAUUUGGAAAUUCGGUUACUCUUCGAAACCAAAAGCCAGCAGCGCAAAUUGGCUGCCACAUAUGGCUGACCAAAAGAGUACGUUGAGGCUGAUACGGGCGGCUUUGGCUAAAUGGUUAAAGGAGUUGCCUGAUGAACUACAAUAUCAGUAUUUACCGAAUACUGACCCACAAAGUUUGAUUCAAUUGACAAAAUUUUCCGAUUUUUCCGGUCAUAUAAACAUUCUCUUCCACAUUUGCAUGAUAGUGCUUCAUCAACCUUACUUAGCGCAAACAAAAAUUGAGGUUCAAAAUCAGGGACCUAAUGGUCCAAUUCACAUGUGCUUUACUGCUGCCACCACGAUAACCGAUAUUGCGAAGACGACACGAAAAUAUGAUAAGGACGCAUUUUGCAACUUUCAAUACACCCUUUACGGACUUUUACAAGCGUCGUCAAUUCUUGGAAUGACAAUCAUGAAUUAUGCACAUGAGUAUGAAUCUACCGCGAAGAAAGCUCUACGUGAUGCUAUAGAAGAACUUAAGUACGCCGCGGAAUCUUGUAAAUAUAUGUCCAUGCAAGAGGUAGUUAGGGAGUUAGAGGGUGUCAUGAGGAUCGCAAGUAGCAACUCUUCCGAUAUUGCAAUUCCAUUUCCUCUGGUUCUACAAAUUUUGGAAUCCAGGGGUUCAGCAAAUAAUGGUGGGGGGUUCGGAAAUGUUUCGUUAAGAAAUAUGAAUGGAGUGGGUCAUGGUUUCGGUAAUCACAAUAAACAAACUUCGCCGCCCAUGAGCGAAUAUUCAUCGUCGCCGAACUCGUCAAAUGCACAGGAUGAUGAUAAUUCUUUGAAAUUGAAGUAUCCUUCACCACCCACUCUCACGACAAACUCAACUCCGAUGUCACUAUCUCCGUCUUUAUCACAACAACAGGCCGAUCCAAGUACGUUUAUUUUUAACACGCAAGAUCAGGCGUCAAUACAAUUUAAUCAGAUGGAUCAACAGAUGACGCAGGAUGCAGUUGGAGCGUGGAACCAUCCAUUUUUCAUAAACGAUGGUUUAUACGAAUUCCAAAUGGCCGCCAAUUCACAGAUAUCAACCAAUUCAAUGUAUUCCCCAAGCAUUAUUGCGAAU